AUGUCGGGCAAGUCGUGCGCUUCGGGCAGCGUCCGCUCGUGCGCGGGUUCCGUGCGGCUGGGCACGGCCAGCGGCCACGAGGUCGUGCUAGACGCGCUCUACGAGCGAAAGCGCGACAAGAAGAGCGUCCGAGUGCUCACCGUCAUCAUUUACGUGUUCUCUGUGUCACUCGCAGCGAUCAUGCUCUCGCUGUACUACGUGUUCUUCUGGGAGCCCAAGGACGCGCAGUACGCGCAACGCAAGGUGUCUCAUACUGUCACGCAGCAAACCAGCACUACACCAAUGCCUACAUGCUUAGUACCCGACACUGGACCAAGCAAUAUCACAGUAAACGCAAAUUCUACCGAAACGUUUCCAGCAAAUCUUCUAGAGCCUAUAUACGAGAGCACAAGAGAACAUUCGGGGUCUGAUUUGGCCACUAACUUGACGACCGAAGCAGCUUCGAUGUUGGAAACUACGCACGACGACUCCAAUUCCUAUGACGUUGGCACCGACAAUGACACAAAUUCUAUAACAUGA
Molecule: messenger RNA, 519 nt
Organism: Parnassius mnemosyne (clouded apollo)
Lineage: Eukaryota; Metazoa; Arthropoda; Insecta; Lepidoptera; Papilionidae
Source: the annotation of a GenBank genome assembly